Messenger RNA from Funneliformis geosporum, 744 nucleotides. NCBI's taxonomy places the organism in Eukaryota, Fungi, Glomeromycota, Glomeromycetes, Glomerales, Glomeraceae. The record is from the annotation of a GenBank genome assembly.
AUGACGAUUUCUACGUUUAAAGCUCUCAUACUAGAUUCUUUUAUGAGAGAUGGUAUCAUACAAGCUCCAGAAAGUUCAGAAAAUUUUUUUAAAAGACAUCAAAAGUUGUUGAUGACAGGAACUGCAGUUAUUGCUGGUGCUAUUUUGGGUCCCAUUGCAAUUGGUGGGGUAAUAGGAGCUUUGGGAUUUGGAGAAGCUGGUAUUGCGGCUGGAUCUAUUGCAGCAUGGAUGAUGUCAUUACAACGUGGAGCUGUCGCUGCUGGUAGCCUUGUGGCGAUUUUACAAUCGGUUGGGGCAGCUGGUUUAGGUAUUGGGGCAGUUAUUGCUGCUGGUUCAGGAGGUGGCAUUUUCGGUGGAUUUAUUGCAAAAGCAAUAUUGAAUAUAUUAAAAUCGAAUCCUGAAGGAUUAGCAGAAUUGGAAAAUAAGUUUGUUUCCAUUAAUGAAAUUGAUGACGACGAUGAAAAAAAUCAAUUGCAUAAAAAAGUGAUUUUUGUAAUGAAACAAAAUCUUCUCAAAAGUAAUGAGAAUAAAAAUUUAACAUCAUUUCUAACAGGAUUUGACUUGGCCAGGGGAGUAACCAAAGAGGAGGCAAAGAAAUUCGAAUUUUUGUUUAAUAGAGAUGAUGAAGGAUGUAGUGAAGGAAUCGAAAUUUUACAUCAACACUUGAUCAAAAUCAAAAUCAACGGAAAUGAUCGCGUUACUUCAAAACAAGGAAGUUACGUUCUAAAUUUGAAUGAUCUUUGA